AACCCAUAAUCAGUAGAAGCCGCCAGGAUGGCCGGGUCGCCUCAAGAACAAGAGCUAUCAUUGACGAGGACAGGAUCCUCGUCAGCGUCAGAGAUCAUCCCAGUAUCAUUAGGACAAUUGCCAGCGCAAAGUGAAGCCCUAGAGUCGGCGGAAGAUUGGACUGGCCUGACGUCAAGCAAAGAGCGGAGGAAACUUCGAAAUCGACUGAACCAGAGAGCACGCCCGGAAGCAGAAUCAUGCGGCCGUCUGCAGAAUGGUACCACCGGAGAUGAAGGCUACUCACUCCUAACAUGCCCCAAAAGAAGGAAUGAGUUGAUGGUACUCGCACAAGAAGCACGAAGGAACUACUCACUAGGAACUCCGGCGCCCCGACAACUCAGCGCCCUCGUCAAGCUCAACCUGCUUACUGCGCUAUGGCGGAAUACGAAGAUAUUGGGCUUCAACGUACACUCCAUCUGCGAGGACGAAUUCAUUUCUCCGCACAAUCUGCAAGGCCCGGAUCUCCCCUGCUAUUCUCGCCAAGAGCUCUCGUGGCCUCCAUAUUUGCGUCCAACGAAAGCGCAGAAAAAGAUUGCACAUCACCCUUUCCUUGACGUGUUCCCAUUCCCUUCGUUGAGAGAAGCCGGGAUCCGGGCCGAAGAACUUGGUUUCUUUGAUGAAGACGACUUUUGCCUCGACAUCUUCCAUCUCGAUGACAAAAAGGACGGCGUGGAGCGACCACACAUGAUAGUCUGGGGCGAGUCUUGGGAUCCCCGGGGCUGGGAAGUCAACGUUGCGUUCCUGAAGAAAUGGGGCUGGAUGGUCCGAGGCUGCCCAGAGUUGCUAGAAGGCACGAAUUACUGGCGUGAGAGAAGGGGCGAAAAGAAGUUGAACUUUAAGCUCAAUGACGGUUAGUCAGGGUGGCCAGC
Colletotrichum phormii is the source of this 908-nucleotide messenger RNA. RefSeq lists its product as uncharacterized. The transcript has 2 exons. Lineage: Eukaryota; Fungi; Ascomycota; Sordariomycetes; Glomerellales; Glomerellaceae. The coding region runs from base 28 to 894 and encodes 288 amino acids. The record is from RefSeq and is a predicted model, not a curated record.